CGGUCGCAGUCAGGCCUAGAGUUUGUUUUGGGCAGUCAUAUAUUUCAUAUUACUAAAAUGUAAAUUGCUGUUUUACAAUGGCAGGCAUAUUAGUUGAGCUGUAUAUUUGGUCUAUGAAGAAUUCUGUUGUCAUUCGAGACAAAGAUGUUGGCUGCCAUACAUAUCAUGACAAAGGAGUUGGUGGUAAGCAGACCAUGUUUCAUUCAAAGUGUCUAUUUUUAGUGACUGUAAUUUUCGCCUGGCUAUCAGUCAGGCUUGUCAGAAUCUGUGAAGGGUUUCCGCCGAUACUCGAUGGUAGAGAUUUAAUCUGGACUCCAAAGAAUAGAAGGCCGGAAAAGCUGCGCGACGCUAUCAAGGAAGCCGAAGAUUUACUUACAGCUAAUGAGUGUGUUGUGACACGUUGGAAAACAAGAAGACAACUUCAGAUUCUUUUAAAGAACUGUGUACUUAUAACGUUCCAAGUGUCUUCCCAUUCUGGUGAUGUUGAACGAAUCCUUGUGGACAAGACGUUGCAGGGCAAGCUGUGCAGUGAUUCCAUUAGUCAUGCUCAUAUAACAGAUAGCUACAUUGUGUGUACGUUUCCUGACAAGUCCAGACUUGGUCUUGUCUACUUCAACAAGAAGCCACCGUCAGGGAAUGACCCAAGUAAGAAGAUGGAAAAGCUCUCAAGUUUUGACCCAAAGAUUUCCUACAUUGACCUUCCUGGGUCAAAAGUUCGGAGGCCAGAGCGAUGUCUCACUGUCAAUGUUAACCUCGAAUGGAUUGUUGUGUGGUGGUCAAUGACUGGACAAGAAGCGUUGCCAUGGACACCGGCAUCCAAUGAGAGAGAUAGAGCAAACAUUGUCAUGUUCAGUGCUUAUGGUGGCAAGUUGGAGGAGUUAUGUUUCAUCGCUACAGAUUGUGACCCAGUCAAUGUUGCUUUCAGUCGUAGCCAACCUAGACAUAUACAUACUCUAGAAGUGUCAUCACAAGCUACAGAUGACAUCAGUAUUGAUACCUGCAUCUACGAGUGCUCCAAGUCAAAGAUUCAACGGGCAACUGUGACAACAAUCCCAUUAAAGGCUGCUGUCACAACAUUUGGAAGGAAUCAUUCAGAUGAUAAGUUGGUGCUAGGCUGUGAAGAUGGACGUCUUGUUUUAUAUGAUGAUCACAAACGUCUGACACAAUUUGUACAGUCUGCUCUGAUGCCAAGCCUGGUACAGUGGCAUCCAGGUGGUAGCGUGCUAUUUGUGGCAGGAUCUGGCGCUGAAAUACAGGUGUUUGAUAUGGCUCUGAACCCCCUCACCAUUCUCUCAGUUGGUGAGGACCCCAGACCAGCUCAACUACUAAAUCUAGCAGCAUUCUUCAGAAUGUCAGUGACCAUCAAUGCAAUGGAGUGGAGUAAGCCUAGUGGUUCCCAUGACUACAUAGUGGAUGCCCAUGACAUCAUGAUGUUGUUAUUUGAUAGGGGUCCAGUGUGUAUGUUACAGCUUCACUUAGGGGUGAAAAGUCGUGGUAAGCUAGGCCCUAAGGAGCUGAUACAGCACUACCUAGACCAUAAACAGAUUGAAGAAGCUGUUAACCUCCUGAAUGCCCUUAACUGGAACACAGAGUCAACUAGUUGCUUCUCCUGCCUAACAAAAGUUGUCAACUACUUACUGCGAUUGCCUUUAAAUGCUCAGAGGGAGGCUGCACUCGAGACCUCUCUUGGGAGCUUCUAUGCACCUGUUCGUCCAAUAUCGGAAGUAAUCGUCAUUGAAUAUAGAGACCCUAUCAGUCGACUAGCAAGGCGCUUCUUUCAUCAGCUACUAAGAUAUAAAAGAUUUGACAAGGCAUUUCUUCUUGCAGUUGACCUGCAUUCUAGAGAUUUAUUUAUGGAUAUAUACUAUUUGGCCAUGGAUCUAGAUGAACGCGCCUUGGCAACUGUUGCAAAGCAAAAAGCAGACGAUAUAGAACGAGAGAUGCCAACUUCAGAAAUAGAUAACUAUGACUCUGCAAGUGACUCAUGUAGCAGUGGAAGUGAGUUGCAAGAAGACACCCAACCAAGUAAAGAAGAUUCCAGAACUGGUAAUACAGGGUCAACAAGAACACCAAGUCAGGAGUUGAAGCAUAAGAAACAAUCCAGAAAUGGACAAUGGAAGAAAACUGAAGAAGAAAUAGACGAAGCCUACCAGCAAAGUACGGAUCCAAAUGACAUCGUUAUUGAUGCCUCCCGGGGACUUGCCGGCAUUCCUGAAAGUGUUUAUUCAAAGGUGUUAAUGGAUAAUCCUUUUGGCUGGGAUAAACCAGAUUCUUCAGGUGAUAAGGCAGCUGGGGAUGGGACAGGUCAGAGACAGGACGAAAAAGCAGAGGAGAAUGUGGCAGCCACCCUUCAUGUUGUUCAUUUUGGAAUGGUAUGAAACAAUGUAAAAGGCACUGGUCAAUCCCAUAUCAGAUGGAUGGAGAACUCCGGUACUUUAGCCUGAUUGGAUUGGAUUUCUUUGGUUAUGAAACGUACUGUACCCAAGGAUAACUCACAAAAACCCAAAGGAUUAUUUCCAGCAUGGUCCUUCUGGCACGGAUUCUUCUGGUGGUGAGUUGCACAGUACACUGGUAGACAAUCCUCUUCUCUUUUUCAAGGAGUAUACUGCCUUGUAUAACAUACACAUUGUACGUGUGACCAAUUACAUAAAUGUCUCUUCCGAAAGAUGGUGUGCUAUUAUAACUUGCAUUUCAGCACUGCAGCUAAUAUAAAAGGAGAGCAGCGAUGGGAUCGAACCAGGGGCCAAAGGUCUGAAGGUCUUCAUGGUUCACUGCACACACAGUAGCUACCACUAGUUUAACAAACUGAACUGUGCUGCUGUUUUAAGCUAAAUAAAGAAUGGACUUUAACAUUAAGCCCCGCCCCUUGGAUAUUGUUGCUAAGGUUCCUGGCCUUGUUCUGAUUGGUCAGUUAAGUUUAAGACUCUGGAAAGGCCAAUUCUGGUUGGAUUUCAGAGUACAACUGUGGUUAUUUAGUUAUGGUUCUCCACUUCACGUUUCAUUGUACCAUACUGGGAAAAAUGGAGAAUAGGAUGAUCAAAGGCUGGGGCAGAUGCUGGAUUUGGUGGUAGGGGGUGCGUGAAAGUCCACACCAAGAAAAUUUUGAGAAUAUACCGUACCUCUAGGUCCCCCGGAAAUUGCACUGUCAUACCUUAAAAAUCACAUAUCAAAAAUACAAUACAAUUAAUUUUCUUAAUACAAUUUGGGGGGUGUGAUCCCACCUUCUGCAUCCCCCCAGAGAGGCCUACUAUAUGUCAUCUCCUACCACAUUAUGAUAAUUAUGCACUAAACACCAAAAUGUGAUAAUUUAUAAAAAAUAAUACAACAAUUUUAACUAUUGUUCAUAUAUCUAGAAGUCAAGAUAUGCCUUUAUAAGAAUGUAUAGAAGUGGAAUUAGAAAUUUAGUAGUUAUGACUACUGGUAUAAAAAUCAUAAGAAGAUGAAAGUAGGCUAUAUCAGUCUACUAAUAAAACAAGAGAAUAAUGAGACUGAUGAAAAUCCAUUCUUGUCAUAAUUCCAACUAGUUCCAACAUAUUACCUCAAUUUUACAGGGUCCAACGUAACAAAUUUUGUUGUGAAAAAUUAAAUAUAUUCCUCUCAUUAUGCAAGCUAUUUCUUAUAUUGCCUGCUACAUCAAAAUAAGAAAUUAAAUAUUAAUGAAUAUAAUUAACUACUUAUUUUUUUUAUUUAUAUGGAAUACUAAUUCCAGAAAUGUUAAAAUAUUAGUGAUGCAUGUCAGUCUAGAGUCCAACAAUAUUUUUUAUGUGUGCUGUUUGCACUGGCGCUCAGAAAUCAAAUUUAUGUCAAUUUAGGAGUUAGGCAAGACUUUUAUAAUACCUUUUUCCACUAUAGAGAAAAUAGAACACUAUUUUCUGUAUGGUUUAACAAACUUGUUUUUUUAAAGAUCGUCAGAGUAGGGCAGAAAAAAAAUGAAAUAUAAUUUUGUUUUCUUAUUUAGCAAAAUGAUUUUGCCAAAAGCAAGAGAGAAUAAAAAUGAAAUUAAUGUGUAGUAAUGAGAUUGAUAAAUGCUUUAAAUGUGUAUAGUUAAGAAAGAAAUAUAUAUAUCUUUUUUUUUUGGAUAUUUCAUGGAAGUGGAGGGCAUUAUAAUAACACAUAAUUUCCAUUUUUGUGGCACUAGCUGCCCAAAAAUAAAAUUGUAUUUUUAUUUGAAAUCACCAUUAUUGGCAGUCGGCAGGUUCGCUAUAAAAUAAAAUCUUGUCUUACAGACUUUUUACUAAAGUAAGCAAAAAUUGUAUCAAAUAAAAUAUUUAAUUUUAUUGGAAAAUUAAUCAAAUAGAUAUUUUAUUUAUAUUUUCUGUUUAGAUGUAUUUGGCAGGACCAUUUGGGAAAAUGAGAAAACAAUUUUCUUCCCACCCUCUGAAAUUUGUUACUUUGACAGGGAAAAUAUUUCUUUAUAAUUUUAGUAUAUAACAUAAACAAUUCAAAUAUUUAAUUACAUUGUUCAUGUUAACAUAGUAUAAUUUUAACAGCAACAUUUAAACAUUGUAUUAUUAGAUAAAUACUAUUUUUAUACAUUAUUAUUCCUGUAGUUAUGUAAAUAUUUAGAUAUUUAAAAUAUAUCUUGCCUUUUUUAUUUUAAUGACAAGUGUCAAUAUGUGUUUAUAUUUGAUUAAAUUCUACUCUAAUCAGGAGACAAUGCAUUUAA
This is a messenger RNA of Anneissia japonica, 4666 nucleotides long. Its product is annotated as WD repeat-containing and planar cell polarity effector protein fritz homolog. The transcript has 25 exons. Gene Ontology annotation, cellular component: axonemal basal plate. Gene Ontology annotation, molecular function: protein binding. The coding region runs from base 78 to 2378 and encodes 766 amino acids. Gene Ontology annotation, biological process: nervous system development; establishment of protein localization; cilium organization. The record is from RefSeq and is a predicted model, not a curated record. NCBI's taxonomy places the organism in Eukaryota, Metazoa, Echinodermata, Crinoidea, Comatulida, Comatulidae.